UUAGCUUCCUUAUUAAGACCAGUUCCCUUUGGAUUGGCUGUAGUCGAGUCAGAUUAUAGGCAAAAACUUGCAUUCUGGCCCUUGUUCAUGAACCUAAACCACGAUAAUUUGAGUUGAAUUCCUACUGAUGAGGUUAUUAACCGUCUCUCACGCCUCUGUCAUCCCCAAAAGCACACCAAAACUAAUGGUCCUGUCCUCUCACUUCCACUCUCACCUCCACUUCCCAAGUCCCACUACCGCAUCAUCAAGAAACCCACCUCCCCAAUUCUCCAUUCCCUCCAGAAACCCCAACACUACUUCUCUCUCACCCAGAGAGCCCCUCCUUCCACUCACAAGCUCACCCCACCAGAGCCCAUCAAGCUGUUUUUCUCAUCUUGAAGCCUAUUCAUCCCUUCUAGAGCUUUGUGCUUCCCAAAAGGCAAUCAAACAAGGCCAACAAAUCCAUGCCCACAUCUUGAAAUCCACCUCAUUGUCCAACGACGGGUUUCUCCCUACUAAGCUAUUGUUCAUGUAUGGGAAAUGUGGGCAUCUUUUUGAUGCCCACGAUCUGUUUGACGAUAUGCGACACAGAACUGUUUUCUGUUGGAAUGCACUUGUCGGGUCCUAUUCAUCUCAUGGGCAGCAUAGCAAGGCCAUUGAGUUGUAUAUGGAAAUGCGGGGCUCAGGCGUGAUGCCCGAUGCGUGCACUUUUGCUUCUGUUCUUAAAGCUUGUGGUGGGUGUGAAGAUCUCCAUUUGGGUAGUGAGAUCCAUAGCUUAGCAAUCAAACGUGGGAUCAGUGCGACCACUUUCGUGGUCAAUGCACUAGUUGCCAUGUAUUCAAAGUGUGGAAGAUUUGAUCUUGCAGUAAAAUUGUUUGAAAUGGCGCCUGAUGCAAGAGAUGUUGUGACUUGGAACUCGAUUAUAUCAGCUUGUGUACAAGAUGGGAAGUUCUAUGCGGCUCUGGACUUUUUCCGGGAGAUGGGCAAAUCUAGGGUUGAUAUGAGUUCUUACACUGUUGUAGCUGUUCUUCAGGCUUGCACUGAACUUUUGCUUGUGAAGUUGGGUAUGGAGAUCCAUGCCUCACUUCUGAAGUUAAAUCGGAGAUUUCACAUUUUUGAGAGUAAUGCUCUUCUUGUUAUGUAUUCAAGAUGUGGCAGAAUGGGAGAUGCAAUCCGAGUGUUUGAUGAGAUGGAUGAGAAAGAUAAGGUCUCGUGGAAUUCCAUGCUCUCUGGUUAUGUUCAAAACGGUUUAUAUGUGAAAGCUAUUGAGUUCUUCAAUGAAAUGCUUGAGUCAGGCUUUGAAUUUGAUGAGGUAUCAAUCAUAAGUUUAGCCUCCGGAUUAGGUCGGUUAGAGAACUUACACAGUGGCAAGGCGAUCCAUGGAUGUGCUAUAAAAUGUGGGUUUGAUUCUGAAUUGCAAGUGGGAAACACACUAAUCGAUAUGUAUACGAAAUGUGGCAAUGUAAAGUAUGCAGAGCUUGUUUUUCAUAAAAUGCCUUCCAAAGAUUAUAUAUCAUGGACCACUGCCAUUGCUGGUUAUGCGCGGAGUUCCCGUCAUCUAGAAGCAUUUGAAUUAUUUAGGGAAGUGCAAAGAUUAGGAAUGGAAGCAGAUCCCGUGAUGAUUGGGAGCAUACUGCUUGCUUGCAGCAGUUUUGGGUGUCUUUCCCUCUUAAAGCAGAUUCAUGGUUAUGCUAUAAGACACGGAUUGUUAGAUCUCUUACUGAAGAACACAAUCAUAGACAUAUAUGGAGACUGUAGGCAGGUUUCUUAUGCUAAUAGAAUUUUUGAAAGGUUAGAAGAUAAAGAUGUUGUAUCUUGGACUAGCAUGAUAAAUUGUUACGUUGAUAAUGCGCUCUUUAAUGAGGCUCUUAGUUUGUCCUUAGACAUGAUUAAAGCCAAUAUUGACCCUGAUGCAGUUGCACUUGUUAGCAUCAUUGCAGCUGUAUCUGGUAUGUCCUCAUUGAUUAAAGGUAAAGAAAUCCAUGGCUUUGGUAUUAGAAGAGAUCUCGCCAUGGAUGGAUUGAUGUGCAAUUCACUAAUCGAUAUGUAUGCUCUGUGUGGAAGGAUUGAUGCCUCCUUUAAGAUAUUCAACAGGCUGAGAACCAAAGAUUUGGUUCUAUGGACAACAAUAAUUAGAGCAUGUGGCUUGCAUGGCAAAGGCAAAGAAGCUAUCGAAAUUUUCAAUGAAAUGGAGGAUAUGGGUUUAGUACCUGAUCAUGUUGCAUUCUUAGCUCUUCUGUAUGCUUGUAGCCACUCAGGACUAAACCAUGAUGGGAAAGUUUACUUCGAUAAAAUGAUUAAUGAAUACAAAUUGGACCCUUGGCCAGAACACUAUGCAUGUGUCGUUGAUGUUCUUGGUCGUUCAGGGAGAGUGGUCGAAGCUUUCAAGUUCAUACAAUCUAUGCCUGUGGAACCAACAGCUGCUAUAUGGUGUUCACUCCUUGGGGCAUGUCGGGUUCACUCGAAUCACCAGUUAGCUGAAGUUGCUGCAGAAAACCUUCUUGAAUUGGAACCUGAGAAUCCGGGAAAUUAUGUGCUCGUAUCUAAUGUCUUUGCUGCAAUGGGGAAAUGGGAAGAGGUGGAUACAGUGAGAGCAAUGAUGGAGGAUAAAGGAUUGAGAAAAGAGCCAGCAUUAAGCUGGAUUGAAUUGGGAAAUAAAGUGCAUAAAUUUGUAGCAAGGGAUAAUUCUCACAGGGACAUGGAGGAAAUCUAUUCAAAGUUAGAAGAGAUAACAAAACGGUUAGAAAGAGAGGGUGGAUAUGUUGCGGACACUAGAUUUGUUUUGCAUCAUGUGGAAGAAGAUCAGAAAGUUAAAAUGUUGAAUGGACACAGUGAGAGGCUAGCAAUUGCUUUGGGUUUGAUUCAUACCCCUGAUAGAACGCAGAUACGGAUAUUUAAGAACCUUAGAGUGUGUGGUGAUUGUCAUGAAUUUACUAAGUUUGUGUCGAAAUUUUUUGAACGAGAAAUUAUUGUGAGGGAUGCCAAUAGAUUUCACCAUUUCAGAGAUGGGUGUUGUUCAUGUGGCAACUUCUGGUAACUGAGAAAAUAAAAUAAAAAAUGGGGUCCUGCUAUGACCUUAAUACCUACAAGGAGCUACAAUGAAGGUAAUCUUCACUGUUAUCCAGUUAUUGAAUUCAUGAGUUUACUAAGUUUGCGCACUAUUUUGAAUGGAACAUUAUAAUGACGGAUGCCAAUAGAUUUCACCAUUUCAGAGACGGGUAUUGUUCUUGCAGCGACUUCUGAUGAUUGAGAAAAAAGCGCAAAAGUUGAGCAAAUUUAUGAAAGUCUUCUUAUGUGGGUGCUGCUUCGACAUACUAAAGACCUACAAGGAAGGUUUUUGGAAGCUUAUUAACUUCACGCAUACAGUUUCAAGUUACUUUGAAGAGGUUUUGAUGCUAUUUUGACUAGGUGACAGAUCAUUGCAUAAUCAAAUUCAUCCAAGCUGUUCUAUGGUCUCAGAGCUUAAAGUAGGAUAUGGAUGCAGAUUCUUUCCAUUCAAAAUGUGCAUAUUCAUCCCAAAACACCACAUGGUGAAAGAAAAAUAAUGCUCUACAUAGAGUUCAUAAAGCUUCCCCAUCCCCUCAAAAAACAAAAGGAAGAAAAAGGUUGCUUGGUCUGUCAACAGUACAUAAUGUUCUAUGUCUUCUUCCUCUACUAGUACUGGCUCAUCCUACUCCCCUACUUUAUCACCUUCUGAUCACUCGAUGGCACCGAUUUAUUAUCUGCGCAUAUCCUUUACUACAAAUCUUUCUCCUAAUCGUUUUCUAGUACCCCCUACAAGGAAACGGCUCUUGAAAUUACAAAUUUGUAUUUUAUCCCUGCUUUCGAUAUUUCAACUGUGGCAAUAUACAUUAUAGUCUGCCCUUUCUGCCUAACCGAUGAUGGCAGAAGUUGUGGUGUUGCGGUUAUCCAGGCCUUGGUUUUAUCCUGAAAUUCUGACCCACUAGCAUCUAAAAGCACCAUCUUCCAUAUUGUGAAUGUUAGCUACUUCAACAACACAAUAAAAGCCAUCUAUUUCGCCCUUUAUAGGCGCACGCGUUCAUGCUUAGUCUCUGUCCUCCCUUGCAGAAUGAAAUGAUGCCUUCUAAUUCAACUGCUUUGUGAGGGGAGUCGCUAUUUCGAGCUUGUCUAGGAAGUAAAUCUGGACUGUCUAGGUUUUAUUACCGAAUUUAAUUCUAUUUAAUUAAAGGAUUUGUUG
Messenger RNA from Asparagus officinalis (garden asparagus), 4177 nucleotides. RefSeq names its product pentatricopeptide repeat-containing protein At3g63370, chloroplastic. Gene Ontology annotation, biological process: RNA modification. The coding region runs from base 128 to 3016 and encodes 962 amino acids. The record is from RefSeq and is a predicted model, not a curated record. The transcript is spliced from 3 exons. Gene Ontology annotation, molecular function: zinc ion binding; protein binding; RNA binding. NCBI's taxonomy places the organism in Eukaryota, Viridiplantae, Streptophyta, Magnoliopsida, Asparagales, Asparagaceae.